AUGGUUAAACCAUUGACCUUUAAAGGCGACAAAAAAGUCAAGAAGCGCAAGCGGACAGACGCCGAGAAAGCAUCCCGCGAUGAUGUAAACGACGAAACAGACCAACAGGUCCAAAAGACUACCACCGAAGAAGCAGAGAAUGACGAUAGCUGGGUAUCCGCCGAAGCAACGACAGAUGUCUCUGGACCCAUCAUGAUUGUUCUACCGACAGAUACACCUUCAGCUCUAGCUUGCGAUGCGGCAGGAAAGGUGUUUACAGUUCCUAUUGAGAACAUCGUCGAUGGGAACCCUGCCACCGCCGAACCGCAUGAUGUGCGCCAGGUCUGGAUUGUAAAUCGCGUAGCUGGCACAGAGAGCUUUCGCUUCAAGGGCCAUCACGGACGAUAUCUCUCUUGCGACAAGAUCGGAAUGCUCUCCGCUGAUUCAGAAGCCGUAUCCCCCCUCGAAUCCUUCAACAUAAUCCCCACGGGCGACACACCAGGAACCUUUCAAAUCCAGACGCUGCGCGAUACAUUCCUCAGUAUUAAAAACCCCAGCAAGGCGUCUUCCAAGGCAUGCGACGUGCGAGGCGACGCCGAUACUAUAUCAUUCGACACAACGUUUCGCAUCAGGAUGCAGGCGCGCUUCAAGCCCAAGCUACGCGCGUCAAAGGAGGAAAAGGCGCUUGCCAAGAUCAGCCGACGUGAACUAGAGGAGGCGGCGGGACGAAGAUUGGAUGAGGAUGAGGUGAGGAAGCUCAAGAGGGCUAGGAGGGAGGGAGAUUAUCAUGAGAGGUUGCUUGAGAUCAAGGUCAAGAUCCGCUAA
Messenger RNA from Fusarium graminearum PH-1, 804 nucleotides. RefSeq lists its product as uncharacterized. Gene Ontology annotation, molecular function: actin filament binding. NCBI's taxonomy places the organism in Eukaryota, Fungi, Ascomycota, Sordariomycetes, Hypocreales, Nectriaceae. The record is from RefSeq and is a predicted model, not a curated record. The coding region runs from base 1 to 804 and encodes 267 amino acids. The transcript is spliced from 3 exons. Gene Ontology annotation, cellular component: striated muscle dense body; catalytic step 2 spliceosome; nucleolus.